GUAGUGCGUCCGGCCGAGCGCGCACUGGUAUAGUGGAGACGUGCGUUCGGCUGAGUGGAGCACUCACCUCUUAAUUUAAUUCUGAUAGAUCUCUCUCUUCACCCUCUUUCCUUCAGUUUCUCAGAUUCAAUUCUCUCCUCCUUCUCUCUUCACUCUCUGCACCCUUCUCUCUCUAAGAAAUCACCACUGCACCUCCUCCAUUCCACACUCCGGCAAGAUUGAAGGACGCUCGGCGUAGGAGUUCCAGAGAGAACGUUCGACUGGUGAAGCUGUAGAUUAACGAGCGCUUGUUAUUGGAAUUUGAGUAGAGAAUCUGUGAACGUUCGUCAUUUCCGGAGGGAGAUGAGCGUUUGGAAGAAGCAUUGAAUGAAGAGAGCCUGGUUGAUGUUGAAGUGAAGAUCGAGCAGUGAGAUCGCUCGGCCAGUAUUGUAUUUAGUUGAAUUGAGUGGUCGUUCGACCAUCUCUUGUUUUCUUUUGAGUUAAUUCGACCGUUCGGUAUUUAUCCUGUUUAAACCGUUCGGUCAGGUUUCUUGUACGUUUAUCUUAAAUUUGUAAAACUCUUAUGUGUGGCGUGCGACUUUUGCACAUUCGUCCGUUAUGUUGGAUUUGUACUCAAGGACGUUCGUCCUUGAGCUUUCGUUCGGGUUUUAUUUUGUUUUUAGUUGGAAAACUGUAUUGAAAUAUUAUUAAAUGUGAUUUUCUGAUUUUAUGGUGUUAUGCUGUAUUUUUGGGAUGUCACAUUAGUGGUAUCAGAGCAGUUUUGUCCUCUUAAGGACACUGUAGGUUAUGAGUACACUGUGUUUUUGCUGUGUGCUUAAAUUGCGUUCAAUGAGUUAUUUUCGACUCUUUCAACAGGGCUAACGUUCGUUUCUUUUCUCUGUUUCUCAGAGAACCAAUGGCACCCAGACUUCCCCCUCCUCCUCCACCGCAGACUAAUGAGCAUGAUGUGCCCAACAACACCAGAUUGUUGGAAUCAGUAAUUGAAAGGUUACAAGAGCAGAACGUUGUUUUGACGCAGCAAAAUGCGGCUGCCUUACAGAGUUUGGAAGCUGCUCGCGCAAGUUCUGAAGUGACUCAGAGACAGCUUAUGGAGAUUCUUGCAUCUACCAGGGGUACACCCGGAGCAUCUACUUCAAACACCACCCAUCAGGCUGAGUGGAGUUUGGAAAAUUUCCUACAGCAUCGUCCUGCAAAAUUUGAUGGGAAAUGCCUUCCCGACGGAGCUGAUCAGUGGAUAAGGGACAUGGAACAGAUUUACGAUGCCAAGGAAUGUCCUAAUGAUCGAAGACUGGCAUUCACCGAGUAUCUGUUGACUGGAGAGGCCAGUCAUUGGUGGUCGACUGCGAAGAUGAUACUAGCAGAAUCUCACAGCCCUAUUUCCUGGAAAGUCUUCAAGGAAAAAUUUUAUGAGGAGUAUUUCCCGGAUAGUGUUCGAUUCGGCAAAGAGGUGGAAUUUCUCCAGUUGGUACAAGGUAAUAUGUCUGUUUCAGAGUACACCAACAGGUUCAAACAUCUGGUUCGCUUUAAUACCCUUGCCACCAGUGAGGUGUGGCAGUGCAGGAAGUUUGAAAAUGGACUGAGAAGUGAUCUUAAGGUAUUGAUAUCCAGCCUCUGCAUUAAGUCCUUUCCUGUUAUGAUUGAGCGAGCAAAAGUGUUGGAGAAAAAUAUGGCUGAAGCAGAACGUCAGAAGAAGCAGCAACAACCAACUAGAGGGCCGAUCAUGUCCAGGCCGAAUAUGAAUCGGGACAGGUUGCCGUAUGCUCGUCCAGCACAACCAUCUAAUUCUCAGGCUAUGGUUGUUGCCGGACAAUCUGGACAGCACGGAUCAGUCAAGUGUUUCCAAUGUGGAGGACCACAUUACCGGUCUUCAUGCCCUCAGUUAUUGGGAGCAAAGUCCUGCACUCGUUGUGGAAGGAAUGGUCACACAGAGCGCGACUGUAAUAUGGGCGGACGAGCGCCAAUGAGGCCGCCAAAUGCUGGAAGAAUGCAACAGGGAAGGGGUGGACGAGCACAGGCUGUUGGUAGAGUUUAUGCGAUCACGGCCACGGAAGCUGCCAGUUCAGAGGGAGAUGAGCGUUUGGAAGAAGCAUUGAAUGAAGAGAGCCUGGUUGAUGUUGAAGUGAAGAUCGAGCAGUGAGAUCGCUCGGCCAGUAUUGUAUUUAGUUGAAUUGAGUGGUCGUUCGACCAUCUCUUGUUUUCUUUUGAGUUAAUUCGACCGUUCGGUAUUUAUCCUGUUUAAACCGUUCGGUCAGGUUUCUUGUACGUUUAUCUUAAAUUUGUAAAACUCUUAUGUGUGGCGUGCGACUUUUGCACAUUCGUCCGUUAUGUUGGAUUUGUACUCAAGGACGUUCGUCCUUGAGCUUUCGUUCGGGUUUUAUUUUGUUUUUAGUUGGAAAACUGUAUUGAAAUAUUAUUAAAUGUGAUUUUCUGAUUUUAUGGUGU
Vigna angularis (adzuki bean) is the source of this 2442-nucleotide messenger RNA. RefSeq lists its product as uncharacterized. NCBI's taxonomy places the organism in Eukaryota, Viridiplantae, Streptophyta, Magnoliopsida, Fabales, Fabaceae. The record is from RefSeq and is a predicted model, not a curated record. Gene Ontology annotation, molecular function: zinc ion binding; nucleic acid binding. The coding region runs from base 896 to 2137 and encodes 413 amino acids. The transcript has 4 exons.